Molecule: messenger RNA, 3370 nt
Organism: Brassica rapa (field mustard)
Lineage: Eukaryota; Viridiplantae; Streptophyta; Magnoliopsida; Brassicales; Brassicaceae
Product: WAT1-related protein At4g30420
Cellular component (GO): membrane
Molecular function (GO): transmembrane transporter activity
Source: RefSeq, a predicted model, not a curated record
AUGGCGAUGAUAUUGUUGCAACUGUGUUACGCAGGAGUGACUCUUUCUGCAAGAGUUACUUUGGUUAAGGGAACAAGCCCUCGGGUUUUUAUCCUAUACAGGCAAGUCUUUGCAACCAUUUUCAUCUUCCCAUUUCUCUACUUCUCAAGUAAGACCUCUAAGUUGAUGAAUCUAAGACUAUUUUUCCUUUUUUUUGUUGUCAGCAUUACAAUGAAUCAAAAUCUGUAUUGUGAAGGUAUUUACUUAGCUUCAUCGUCGACGGGAAGUGCCAUGUGUAACAUCAUUCCUGCACUAGCAUUCUUAAUCUCAUAUCUCGCCGGAUACGAGACAGUCAAUAUCCGGAAUGUUAGAGGCUUAGCAAAGAUAUCAGGGACGGUUCUAUGUGUAGUAGGAGCAAUCUCCAUGACUUUGCUUCGUGGACCAAAGAUUCUUAACUCGGAAUCUACUUUACCGUUAGAAAAUUCGUUACUAGGAGAUCUUACGGACCAGAACAUGUGGCUCAUUGGUUGUUUGUGUGUGUUCGCUAGCACUGUUUGCUAUUCUUUAUGGCUAACAUUUCAGGUCCCAGUCUCUGCUUAUUACCCAGACCACCUCUCUUUAUCAGCGUGGAUGUGUUUAUUCGGCACGAUACAAUGUGCAGUCGUCACUUUCUUCUUUGAUAAAGACCCAAACGCUUGGAUUAUCCAUUCUUACUCAGAGUUAGCGACUUGUCUCUACGCUGGAGUUGUAUCGUCAGCGCUUGCUUUUACGGUCCAAGCUUGGGUUAUAUCUAAGAGAGGCCCUUUGUUCUCUGCAAUGUUUAACCCUCUCUGUACAGUCAUUGUCACAAUCUUGGCUUCUCUGAUCCUUAAAGAAGAGAUGUUCACCGGAAGCUUAAUCGGAGGAAUAUGUGUGAUCAUGGGACUUUACAUAGUGCUCUGGGGUAAAGCCGAAGAUGUCAUGAUAAAUCAAGAACAGAGAGACAUUACGAAUAACUCAGAAGUGAAAAUUCAGGUCGAAGAUUCUCCAAACACAGUAAACUGUAACGGAGAUCUGAAGAAUCCACUUCUGUCCUAAUAGAAACCAACAGAAUAAAUCCAAAUACAGCAACAAUUAAACUAAUUCAAGAUUUAUUUCUUCUUCAAUUUCUCAAACUCUGAUAUAUGUUUGCUCUAAUAAAUGUAAACGGAUGUAUGAAUACAUAGUCCAAGACUCCAAGUCUAGCUUUAAUAAUAACAAACUAUCACCGUAGUUUAUCAAAGAAUUUAUAUCGUUUUGAUCAAAUACUUAUAUAUUCAUCAAUUUUUAUUUCUAAGAGCAUAUAUCCAUUGUCCAAGUAUAACACGUUUGAUUGAACCCAAAAAAAACACAAAGAUUUGUGUUGAAGAAAUUUGCGUCUCGUUCCUGAGAUAUAUAUAGAGAUAAUAUGUGAUUGUAUCCCUUUUAGACCACUAUAUUAAACUCCUACCUCAACCGAAGAAGAGAAUUAUAUAUUUCCAUUUUGGCCCUACAAACUUACGAGUCUACUUCCCCUGUAACCCUAUCAACCCACUCACAGACGGUUGUAUCAGUGUGUCAGUUAAUGUAUCAGUGUAUCAGUCUACUAGAUUCUAGCUAUCUCUCUUCCCUCUUAUAGUAAGCUCUAGCUCUUUUUCUCUCUCCCUCUUUAAUAUUGUAUCUCAUAGGAACAAAAAAGAGAAUAUUGUUGUUAAUCAUAUUUCUCUUUACUGACUUUGAUUUCUAAAUUAGAAGAGAACGUCAUCAUGGUCUGUUUGAUUUUUUUCUUGUUCCUCCGACGGACGAACCCGUCCCAAAAUAAGUCGUAAGUAGCGAAUACAUGUUUUGUUAUAUGAUACAUUGUUUGUUAGCUUAUAUGUAUUUUGAUAACAAUUAUGUUAACCAAGUUUUUACUUAGUUAUCUGAUACCAUUCUAUGAUUAGUUUUAUCAAUUUUUCAUUUUCUACUCUUUGAAAAACAUAUUUCGUAAGUUAUUAUUACAAUAAAACAUUGUUACUUAAUAAAAUAAAUAAUUGAGAAUAUACAAAUAAACUUUUCAUUAACUGAUAUAUGGUUUGUUAAUUAAUAAAUGAUAUGAUAAAUUAUUUGUCAGUUUAUACAUUGUAUUUAUACAUGAUUUGUUAACUGAUAAAAGAGUGGAUACAUGAUUUGUAAGUUAAUAUUUUUUUUUUAUAAAUGAAUUACUAACUGAUAAAUGAUUUUUUAAUUGAUUUAUGCAGUGUUAGCUAAUGAGUUCCAGAUGAGUGAAUCAUUGUCUCAGAUGAGUUCCUGGAACACAACAAAGGCUUUCAAAUUCUCCAUCCUGGUGGUUAUGGUUAGGAAAUUGCUGAUCGAGAUAUAUUUCUGGUUAGCUGCUACCAAAGUGUUAUUAAAUGAUACAAGUUUGUUAACUGCAACAAAAUAUUACAAAAUGUUAUUAAAUAAGUGAUGUUAACCGAUACAUUGUUUGUUAACCGAUACAUAGUUUGUUAACUGAUAUAUGGUUUGGUUUGUUAAUUGAUACAUGAUUUGUUAACGAAUAUAUGGUUUGUUAGUUGCUACAAACUUGGCUACAAAGUAGUGGUCACUCAUUUGGUAUAAAGCAAUGUAUCAUAUAACAAACUACGUAAUAGCUAACAAAUUAUGUAUCGAAUAUUUUAUUUGUUAACAAUCAUGUACUGGUUAACAAUUCAUGUAUCAGCUAAUGACAACUAUUUUGUAAUCUUGAAAACCAUUUAUCAAUUAGCCACAACCUCUUUGUAACAACUAACAUAUUUUUUCUUCCAUAGAAUUACUAUUUUAAAUCUACGAUCUUCGCUUUACUUUUUAUGGUUUUUUACAAAAAUAAUGAAUCUUUUGGAAUCUUCGUAAAAAAUCAUCAAUGUUUUUUUGAUCUUUAUAUAAAACAUUGUAAAAUUAGUCUGACUUUUUUUUCUAUAAGCUUGAAUGAUAAAUGAAAGAGAUGAGGAAGAAAACUAGAUUUCUAUUAAUAUGAUAAAAAACCAUAAAAUUAACUCACAAAUAAAAGAAAAAAUGUAGAGAAAAAGACUAUACAAACCUAUCCUAAUUACAUCUCUAUAGCUCUGACACUAUUCUGUUUCACCUGUCGCGCGUCAGAAACUUUUGUCAGAAGACAAAGACUGCAAGUCGCAGAGUUUUGUGUCAGAUGGGAAAGAAAGUCGCAAGUAGCAUCGAGAGCAUUUUCGUCUAUUUCAAACUAAAAAGAUACAACUUGGACCUUUUAUGUCACUCAAUAGAUAGAAACCAUUUUAGGGCCUCAUUUUAGGAUAUCUAACUAAUUGUCCCAUAUAUAUAUAUAUUUUUUUUUGAUGGAAAAAAUAUAUAUAUACUUAAAAGGGCUUAUUUGCUAAAUAACCAAAAAAAUAAGGAAAAU